AUGUCACGCCAUACGCGCUAUGAACGAAAAAGAAAGUGUGCAAAGUGUAACAUCACUGCCACAGAAGAUGGAAACUUGAGUUUCCACAGAUUUCCUCUACCUGGUAGACAUACAUUUUUAAAGGCACGUGUAUGGGCUGAAUACUGUUACCCUACUGGAGAGUGGUCUGAGAAAUCACUAAGAGACUUGCACUCGCAACACAAAAUGUUAUGCAGUAAGCACUUUGAUGAUUCCUCAUUCACUAACAGUGCGAGGAUAAGAUUGCACAAUUUUGCCAUCCCAACUGGGACACAGGAUUUAAUGGUAAAGAUUCGCCAGGAACAAUGUGCAACUGCAAGUGAAAGUAAACAAGAUACAAAUAUCUCAGUUGAAAAACCUCAAGUGCUAGUGUUGGAACCUUCAUUACCUGUUCAGGUGCCAACCACAGCCAACCCAACUACAUCUUUACCUGUUCAAGUGCCAACCAUAUGUGAACCAACUACUGAUAGCUUGAAGAUGCUAGUGUUGGAACCUUCAUUACCUGUUCAGGUGCCAACCACAGCCAACCCAACUACAUCUUUACCUGUUCAAGUGCCAACCAUAUGUGAACCAACUACUGAUAGCUUGAAGAUGCCAAGGACUAAAGGAAUUUUGAAGGAACUAGAUUUAAGCAAGUCAUUGGAAUUGACCCCUAAGAAACUUAAACUGUAUAAAAGAUGUAGGAGAAAUUUGAGCGAAAUAAUGAGACUUAGAAAAAAAAUUAAGAAACAACCACGUGCCCUCUUCAAAACAUUAACUACAAAUAGUAAUGUCCAAAGUCUCAUGGACAAAAAUAUAUCAGGGCCAUUUGCUUUAUUGUUGCAAAGUCAACUGCAAAAUACUCCCAGAAAACUAACUGGUCGGAGGUGGAGUAUAGAUGACAAAGUUAUGGCUUUAAGCAUCUAUAAAAGGUCUACUGGCUGCUAUAGACUGCUGAGGCGACUUUUUUGUCUACCAAGUGAAGGUACAUUAAAAGCAUUGCUGAAUAGAAUUCCGAUGAAAUGCGGUAUAAAUAGCCAAAUAUUCAAAACAAUUAAAGAUAUAACUAAAAAUCGAGAACCAGAAGAAAAUCUGUGCAUUUUGGCAUUUGACGAAAUGUCAAUACGAAAACAUUUGCAAUAUAAUAGUAAACAAGAUGUAAUUGAUGGUUAUCAAGAUCAUGGAAAUCAAGGCAGAACUAUGGAGCCAGCCACACAUGCAUUGCUUUUUAUGGCUAUUGGAAUCCGAAAAAAGUGGAAGCAGCCUUUAGCUUUCUACUUUUCUGGUGACUGUGUUACGGCUGAUAGAUUAUCUGUUCUUAUAAAAGAAGUACUUGAUGCAAGCUUCCAAGCUGGGUUGAAUGUCACAGCUACUGUAUCGGACAACUUUGGUGUGAACAUCAAAGCACUAAACUCCCUUGGUUCCUCAGUGGCUCAACCAUAUUUUGAGUUUAAAGGCCAUGAAAUCGUCACAAUUAUAGACCCACCUCACCUAAUCAAAUGCUUCAGAAAUAAUUUACUGAAGUACGACAUUAAAUGCCCUCAAGUAUUGCAAAUUGAUGGAAAAUCUAUACCAGGUGUAGCCAAGAAUGCUUGCAAAGAUUGCGAACAAUGA
Molecule: messenger RNA, 1611 nt
Organism: Parnassius apollo (apollo)
Lineage: Eukaryota; Metazoa; Arthropoda; Insecta; Lepidoptera; Papilionidae
Source: the annotation of a GenBank genome assembly